This is a messenger RNA of Gilbertella persicaria, 306 nucleotides long. Its product is annotated as 50S ribosomal protein L36e. The transcript has 3 exons. Gene Ontology annotation, cellular component: ribosome; cytosolic large ribosomal subunit. Bases 1 to 306 code for a protein of 101 amino acids. The record is from RefSeq and is a predicted model, not a curated record. Gene Ontology annotation, biological process: cytoplasmic translation. Lineage: Eukaryota; Fungi; Mucoromycota; Mucoromycetes; Mucorales; Choanephoraceae. Gene Ontology annotation, molecular function: structural constituent of ribosome.
AUGGUUGCAUCCAAGUCUGGUAUCGCUGUUGGCAUCAACAAAGGUCACAUCGUCACUCGUCGUGAACUCAAGGCUAAGCCCUCUAACAAGAUUGGUGCUGCUUCCAAGCGCACCACUUUUGUUCGUGGCAUCAUCCGUGAAGUCGCUGGCUUCGCCCCCUACGAACGUCGUCUUAUGGAAUUGAUCAAGAACUCCAAGGAUAAGCGUGCCAAGAAGCUUUGCAAGUCUAAGCUCGGUACUUUUGUUCGUGCCAAGAAGAAGAUUGAAGAACUCACCACUGCCGUUGCUGCUUCUCGUCGUCACUAA